CAAAUUAUUUCAGGUCAUGUAGCUGUACAAUGGAUGGCUAGAAAUGCUCAAGUUACUUCUCCUAAUUGUCUCUUCCACAUUACUGUCAGCGAAGAAUUUUGAAACAGCUAAGGAGGACCCUAUUGAUGACUUUUCUAUAAUAGAAGAUAGAGUUUAUGUUACCACACCAAAAAGGACUUACCUGUUGAACAAUUCAUUGUCAAGGGUUAAUGAUUUUUCUAAAAACUUCACCAAAUCUUUGCUGUUCUUUGCAAAUUCAGACUUCCUGCUGGAAUGUGGAAGUAAUUUGACAUCAUCUGAUGAUUGUUGCUUUUUGAGAGAUCCCCUGACUUUAACAAGCGUUGCGAGCACUAACGAUAGAGGACUAUGUAACCAGUUCCAGCUGAACAGAUUCCACUACCCUUGCUACAGUACAGCGGCCAAUGGAGCUGGCAAUAAUUUCUAUAUGCUGGUGUCCUACUUCAUUCUACCUAAACAAACAACUGGGAGCUUUUCGAGAAUUUGGUUUCCUCAUGUCAGCAGUAACAAACUUGAUUACGAAGAAAAACACAUCAAUGGACUACAAAAUAUAAGACAAUUCCGUUCUCAGGUAUUAAGUCCUGCGCCCACUAAAUUUCAAACCUAUGUGGUGAUUAGGAAGUCGUCUACUAAGCAGAGCGCAUUUUAUUUCAACCCGGAUAUUGAACGGCUUUCUGGAAAUCCUGUUGCACUUCUGAAUUGUGAUAGCAACGCAGAUAAGAUCGCUCUUGGGUUCGGAUUGAAAGGAGGAACUUCAUCUAAAGUAGGAAAUAUUCUUUCUGCUGGUAAACUCACUCAUUUUGUGCUCUACAACAACGAUAUAUCUCAAUAUAGAAUCUGCUCAUACACUGAGGAUACUGAGAUGAAGCCAUCAGAUAAUCAGAGAGAUUUGAUUGAAUUAAAUAAAAAUUCCUUGUUUACAACUGAUACUGGAAGUGAUGAUAUAAAGUCAUUCAAUGGACGACUCGUCAAUGAUGAACUUGUGAUACUUUAUUCAAUUGGACCAACUGUGUAUAAGAUUGUCUUGUCCGAAAAUGACGCUUCAUUCCGAUCUCUUGGGAUUCUGAUCACCACUUCUGAGGAAAUCAACAAACUGGAAUUUUUCAACGAUGAAUUGGUUUACGCAUCGUCAAAUUUGACCAUCGUAAGCUUCGUGCCUCACCAAUGUGGAAAGUAUGCAGACUGUGAAUCUUGCACUGAACUAAGGGAUCCUCACUGUGGCUGGUGCACUCUUCAAAACGAGUGCACGACACUGUCUCAGUGUACGAUUAAACCGGAUCUGUGGACCAAGAGCUCGUCAGAGUGCCUAGAGAUCGAUAUCACUGAUGAUAACAUCGAUGUUAUGUCUGGUAUUAAUCUGAACGUAUCCGCGCUAUACAUCACCCUACCCACCGACCUGAAGUACACGUGUGAGUUUACCAGCCCAACAGAUCCAGCAGAGGUACACAUUACUAACGGUUCUUACAGUGGCUCUGAGAUACACUGUGCUGUUCCGGUUAUAUCCCGUAUCAAUUCCGGACUGAUGUUGUUAGAUGUCAGUAUAUUGUACGAGAACGUUUCAAUUGGAAUGAGCACAGUUCGUUAUCAUCGUUGUGAUCUGUACACAGAAUGUUCUAACUGCAGUGGAGUUAACAAGUUUUGCUCCUGGUGUCCACUUGAAGGGACGUGUAGUAAGGAGGCGGAUGCUAUCUGUGUUGAGUACAAAGUUACUGCCCCGGAAAACUGUCCAGCGAUAACGGAAAUACAGCCUCCUAAACUGUCACGUGAUACGAUAAAAAAUGUUGUCGUAAAUGUUGACUACCUUCCCGAAUACCAGUUUAGGGACGUUUAUCAAUGUAUGAUAUCCAGUCGUUUGAACAGUUCGCUAACACGACUCUUCAAAAUCUCCGAUUCAUCAACGAAUGAUACAGUUUUCUGUGAUGGUGUUCAGGUCGACCAGGAGUUCCCUGAGUACAAUGCAAAAGAAAGUAAAAUCGACAUAAGCAUCGUCUAUGGUGCUAAAGGUGAUAACGCCGGAGUGAUUGUUGUUGUAAGCCAACUGACAGUAUACGCAUGUGGACUGCUGGCAAGUGACUGCGUCCAGUGUGUGGGUCUCUUCAGCCACGCAGAGUACAACUGUAGGUUCUGUACUGACCGAUGUGCUUAUUCUGGCGAAACUAUUUGUGAGGAUGAAUCUAUCGCCGAGGACUCGACCAAAUGUUUACUGAAAAACACCGAGAUACAACAGAUUGUACCAGAUUGGAGCCCAGGAGAAGGAGGUGUCCCGAUUACUUUAACCGGUAAAAGUCUGGCCGUAGCAGCUCAGACUAUCGAGAUACAGUUCAUAGUUCCUGAUGGUAUUGGUUCUGGUCGGACUAUCGUCUGUCAGGACUCCACGAUUAUAGACUCGACCGAGCUGCGAUGUAUCACACCCAACAUCAUAGAGGAACUAAGUCUGGUGUCCCUGUACGAUGCUAAAUCUACUACCGUCACUAUUCAGUACUCGGGUAGUGUGGCUCCCCACAAGUCUGACAAGGAAUUCUUGUUCGCGCCGCUGGACAUCUCCAACGUGAUCCCUAGCAAAGGCCCAGAGUCAGGAGGAACUAGGAUCACAGUGAACGGGACUAGGAUUUGUGUUCCAGAUCACACUACUGUGACCAUCGGGGACGGCAACAACUGUGAGGGUGUCAGCUGCAACAUCACAUCACAGUCCCUGGAGUGCAUUGCCCCAUCAGGAGCUGAUAACCAGACAGUGACUGUGUACCUGGGAAAUGCUAACACCACCGCUAGCCAGAGCUUCUCCUACGGACCUGAUCCUGUAGUGGACUUGGUCCUGCCUGAUUGUACUCUUCUCCAGGGUGGACUGAACAUCACUGUACAUGGAAGUAACUUUGACAUCAUACAAAGCCCUCAACUGGUAAUAAAUAACGAGAACACCGUUACCAAGAGAAGCGCAAGUUAUGACGUCACGUGUGGCUCCGAUGACGUCACGUUUAUUGAGGCUGUGGAGAGGAAUGAUAGCGAACUUGUGUUCACUCUUCCUGCUAAUACGUCUGAGUCUUACAGUUACAGCUUCAAGAUGGACGGGGUAAUAGAGCUCUGUCAGACUAAAAGAAUAAUGACCGUCCUGGAUUCUCCAACUGUUAUCAGCAAUAACUUUGAUGGUGGGAUGAACAACACUCUGAUUUGUGACAUUGGGUCACCCUGCCACAUCAACAUGACCAUGACUCAGAUUCACAGAUUUGGAGACCAAGUGAUGAUAAUGAUCGGAAAGUUACCGUGCCACAACGCUACAGUUCAUGUGAUCGACGAUAGUGACGGACAGUUGGGGAGAUUUGUGUGCGUUGUACCUACCGUGGAGGAAGUGAAAGCGAGUAUAAACCAUCCUCCACCAGAGGGGCGAACCAAGCGAGCUUUACUUGGGGAUCAGGAAACAGACCGCUUUCCAGUGAAGAUGAAAAUUGGACUUUACGAGGAUUCCUUAGGAACUAUCGCCUAUGUAGAAAAGGGAUUCCAGAUGUUGUGGAUUUACAUCGGUGCAGGAGUGGUGGCGGCCUUCAUGGCUAUAUUCAUCAUACUGGUGGUAAAGAAUCGCCACGACAAACAUCACAUAAUUGACUUGGAGAAGAAGCAUCAACAUGAGAUUGACAAAGUGGAGGCGUCCUAUGCUAAGACUGCUCGGCAAGAGUUCACGGAGUUGACGCUGAUGACGGAUCACUCAGCAAGUAUAAAGAUCGAUCCCCGUGAAAUACCGUACCGAAUCUACUGUGACUAUUUGGUUCAUAUCAUGUUCCCGAAUGUGGAUAAAAAGAAGAUACUCAACAAUCUCCAGCUUGACCACUGUGAGGUCCCAGACUACCAGAUCCAAGAGUUCACCAAGUUCCUCAACAACCAACAGUUCCUCAUCACUUUCAUAGAUGUCAUUGAGAGACAGCGAGAGUUUCAGGUGGCACACAGAUGUGAAGUGGCCUCCUACCUAACCAUAGCGCUGUACAGUGACUUCAGCUACCUCUCCAAGAUACUCUUCACCCUGCUAGACAAGCUCAUACUCAACGAUAUCAACAAAACUCCAAAACUGCUACUCAGGGCCACUAAAUCUGUGGCGGAGAAGCUGCUAACUAAUUGGUUAUCUCUUGCACUAUACGAUUACCUGUGCACUAUGACGGGACCACCCCUCUACGAUCUGUGUUACAAGAUACUUGUGACUGUGGAGCUGGGUCCACUCGACUUCGUCACUCACCAGGCCCGAUUUGCUCUGUCUCAGGAUAAAAUUCUUAGCGAGGAGGUUGAUUACGAGAAGUUGGAAGUACAAGCUGAAGGGCCUGAUGGAACCCGCUCUAAAAACCCCGUCCUCCUCCUGGAUUGCGACACAAUAACCCAAGUCAAAGGGAAGUUGUACCGGGAUAUCUACCGCCACCAGCCCUACUCUCAACAACCCCCACUAGAGACCCUCAGUCUCCUCUGGACCCCACAGUCCGGCCAGUCUGGCUCCAUGGAACUAUGUGAUCACGAUGAGAGGAUGGGUGAGAUGGGAUCAGAAAAGAAAUUCAACACUCUGAAGACCUACAAAGUACAAAAUAACGAUCUUCUCGCCCUCACCAUGUUCAAUGACUACCAUCAAGCUCCUAUGAGCACUAUUCGCAGUGUCAAGAGACAGACUGUGUCAGAGGUUUCAAGGUAUCACCUAGUGAAGAACAUUAACGGUGAAAUGGACUUCAGAUCGCCCGCCGUGAACAAGCGGCAGACAUCUUCCUCAUCCACCACUACUUGUAAGAUUGCGAGCGAAGCUUUCCUUCCCUCCCUCAUUCGAACCAAGGAGCAUUUGGGAAAAGUUCUAAACUCGCUGAUGUCGACUGUUUUCAUGGAAAGCAACAACAUUCCAGCGGCAAUUAAAUGUCUGUUCGACUAUCUGGACAGCAAAACGGACUUGCUAAAUCCUACAGCUAGGCAGGAUCCAGAAAUAGCUCAUGUCUGGAAAACAAACAGUUUACCUCUGCGAUUCUGGAUUAAUAUUUUCAAGAACCCACAAUUUUUAUUCGACAUCGAGAAGCCCCCUAUAAUGGACUCCUAUUUGUCCGUUAUAGGACAGUGUUUCAUGGACUCCUUCUCUCUCGCCACCAUGACAUUGAAUAAGGAUUCCUCUGCGAAUAAACUGGUUUACAAUAAAGAAGUUAACCAAUACCGAAAGGCAGUCGACAAGUGGUAUCGAGACGUACGGCAGGCUCCAACAGUCACACUCCGCACCGUCGUGGCGGACAGCAAACUCCCUGCUCUACCUUUCCGGACAAAGUUUGCCGUGUCCCAACUCUUCAACUACGCCAAGAAGUACCAGUCAGAAAUAGCAGCUGCGCUGCCCACCCAGGGACAGCAAUUUACCAGAUCAGAUUUUGAAGUUUUAACCAAGCCAAGGUCGUGAUUUUUACCGUAGUUGUUGUUUGACGCGCGCGCGAGUCCGAAGACGGAGGAACCUUCGUCUCGUGGUAUAAUGGGGCUAUUUUUAUAUUUCACCUCAUCGGCUUACCGUGUUAUGAUCCUUUUUAGAUUUAUCUUUUUUACGGAGAUUAAAAUAAUUUGUAUGUUAUUGAUGUUAUUGAUAUGUUACGGUGACGUUAGUUGAGUAAUGAGCCUUUUGUAUAAAAAUGUUGAUAGACGAAUUUAAGAAAAGGUUUGUUUUAUGGAUAACUGCUCAUCCAAAUCUUGAUAUCAGCUCUCAACAAAGUUAUCUAACAUUUAAAAUUUAACUUUUAAGGGAAACACUUUCUAUAUUAUUAGCAGUUCAGUUAAAAUCAAAUCUCACCACAUGCCCUGCAUGCUUUAGAUUUUUAUUUUCCAGUUGUACUAAAGAAAUCAGUCUUAUUUUAAUUAUUAACUUUUUGCACUCAGUCAAACUCUAACUUCUUAUUGAGUUGAUAGUAAAGAUGUUAUGUUUAGGAGAUUAGGUUGAAAUGGUGCGUUAUGUGCCACUGAUUGGUUACAGUUGCCAGUCACUAUUCAUAAACAAUAAAAGUGUGGUGCUCUCACUCCUCAGUUUAUGUAAUGGUGUUUAUCAUUUAUUGUUUAUAGUCCAAACCAGUUUAUAUAAUGUAAGCAGCAAACAAGGCCACAUUCGCCAUGUGGCAAGAAAAGAUAAUAAUGAACUCGGUAAAGCUAAAGAGCAGACGAAAUUGGAAAUGGCGUUGUUAAGCUAAAAGGUUUUUGUUUCUCGGAAACAAUGUUCCUACUGAAAAUCAAAAUUCAUUGGCCACAUUUACCGUGUUAACUUUUCGUAUAUUUUGAUGUUUUUAUUAAAUGUCGAUGACCGACCAUGACUAUAGAAUUAGAUUGAUGUCUAAUCAUUA
Bolinopsis microptera is the source of this 6335-nucleotide messenger RNA. Its product is annotated as plexin-B1-like. The coding region runs from base 44 to 5413 and encodes 1789 amino acids. The record is from RefSeq and is a predicted model, not a curated record. NCBI's taxonomy places the organism in Eukaryota, Metazoa, Ctenophora, Tentaculata, Lobata, Bolinopsidae. The transcript is spliced from 32 exons. Gene Ontology annotation, biological process: semaphorin-plexin signaling pathway involved in axon guidance; regulation of cell migration. Gene Ontology annotation, cellular component: plasma membrane; semaphorin receptor complex. Gene Ontology annotation, molecular function: semaphorin receptor activity.